AGACGCGGAAAAGCCUCACCGGCUAGCCUUGUAACCGGCUAGCGUUUUACAGGAAAGUCAUGCGCAUUCCCAACAGAUACGACCCUCCCACCUUCACACAUACACCCCAACAGAAACCAGAACGGGUGCCAGCUCUCGACAUAGCCAUUCACACGUGAAAAAGGAGGAAAGUAAGAGCGGGUCUUCGUCCCUUACGCCAACCUCCCUUCCUCGACCCCUGUCAUCUCUCAGCCAAUGAAUACUCAGAAUUUCGGUUCCCUCCGUUGCUAUUAGUCACCGAGGGCAAAGAAGAGAAGAACGAAUCCUCCAAUAGCUUUCCGAGUUUGGCGUGGCGCGCGCGCUCCGAGGGCCGAGUUGCGGAACGGAGCUGGGGACGCUGGGAAGAUGGCGGCGGGAGCGGCGGUUUCGGUGCCGAUAGCCGACUUUGCUUGUGCGGAUUUCUCCGACUUGCGGGAGAUCAAGAAACAGCUGCUGGAUGUGGCGGAACGGAGCCGGGAACGCGGCCUUCAGCAUAGUGGGAAAUGGGCCUCAGAACUGGCCUUGGCUUUGGACCCUCUACCCUUGAAUGAACUGCCUCCUGUUCCCGAACUUACAGAGGAAGAUGCUUGCGAUUUGGAUGCUUACACUCUUGCCAAAUCUUAUUUUGAUCUAAAAGAAUAUGACAGAGCAGCCUAUUUUCUAAGGAAUUGCAAGAGCCCAAAAGCCUAUUUUUUGUAUAUGUACUCCAGAUACCUGUCUGGUGAGAAAAAGAAAGAUGAUGAGACAGUGGAUAGUCUAGGUCCCUUAGAGAAGGGACAGGUGAAGAAUGAAGUUCUGAGAGAAUUAAGAGUUGAACUUAGCAAGAAGCAUAAAGCCCGAGAAUUGGAUGGAUUUGGACUUUAUCUGUAUGGAGUUGUAUUGCGAAAACUGGAUCUAGUGAAAGAGGCUAUUGACGUCUUUGUGGAAGCAACCCAUAUCCUGCCAUUGCAUUGGGGAGCCUGGCUGGAGCUUUGCAACUUGAUCACAGACAAAGAGACGCUGAAGUUCCUGUCCUUGCCAGAUACCUGGAUGAAGGAGUUCUUCCUGGCACACAUAUACACAGAGCUGCAACUGAUAGAGGAGGCCUUGCAGAAGUACCAGAGUCUCAUAGACGUUGGGUUUUCCAAGAGCACCUACAUAAUCUCCCAGAUUGCAGUGGCCUAUCAUAACAUUCGAGAUAUCGACAAAGCAUUAUCCAUCUUUAAUGAAUUAAGAAAACAAGACCCUUUCAGGAUAGAAAAUAUGGAUACCUUCUCUAACUUGCUUUAUGUCAGAGGUAUGAAGCCCGAAUUGAGCUAUUUGGCCCAUAACCUUUGUGAGAUUGACAAGUAUCGUGUAGAAACUUGCUGUGUAAUUGGGAACUAUUACAGUUUGCGUUCCCAGCAUGAGAAAGCAGCCCUCUAUUUCCAGCGAGCACUGAAGCUGAAUCCUCGAUAUCUUGGAGCAUGGACCCUUAUGGGGCAUGAAUACAUGGAGAUGAAAAAUACAUCAGCAGCUAUUCAAGCAUACAGACAUGCCAUUGAAGUGAAUAAAAGAGACUACAGAGCAUGGUAUGGACUGGGGCAAACAUAUGAGAUUCUCAAGAUGCCAUUUUACUGCCUUUAUUAUUACCGGCGAGCCCAUCAACUCAGACCCAAUGAUUCCCGUAUGCUUGUUGCUCUCGGAGAAUGUUAUGAAAAAUUAAAUCAGCUAGUAGAAGCCAAAAAGUGUUACUGGAGAGCCUAUGCUGUAGGGGAUGUGGAAAAAAUGGCACUGGUGAAGCUAGCAAAGCUUCAUGAGCAGUUGAAUGAAUCAGAACAGGCUGCUCAGUGCUAUAUCAAAUACAUCCAAGAUAUCUAUUCUUGUGGGGAAAUAGGAGAGAACUUGGAAGUAAGCACCGCCUUCCGCUACUUGGCUCAGUAUUACUUCAAGUGUAAGCUCUGGGAUGAAGCCUCAGCCUGUGCUCAGAAAUGCUGUGCCUUCAAUGAUACAAGAGAAGAAGGGAAGGCUCUUUUGCGACAAAUCUUACAGUUACGAAAUCAAGGGGAGACAUCAACUACAGAGACAGCCACACCUUUCCUACUUCCUUCUUCCCUCUCUGCCAACAACACUCCAACCCGUCGAGUAUCCCCACUGAAUUUGUCCAAUAUUACACCUUGAACUGAACUACCUUUCUGUGCUGGCUCAGUUGAGAAGACGUUCCUGUUGUAAACUGGGUCUUCCUCUUGAGGAAGGCUGUUGUAUUCAGUUCGGAUGGCUGACAUCACGUUGCUCAGGAUGACUGUCUGUUGUAUUGUAGCCAUGAAAUGGUAAUAGCUCAGACUGUGUAGCGAGCUGAAUUCACGUACAUCUCAGUCUUCUUACAAGUCUGGCACCUGAGUGUGAGAGAGAAAACCUCUUUACACUGGCUGUGGGGUUGUUUUCUGUCCCUUUCUUCAUCACAUUCCUUUCUGAGGAUGUAGUAAGAUGCAAGUUUAUCAGAUUUGCAUCAUAUUUGUAACAGUAUCACAUUUAUUUGAAAUUGAAAAGGAGUGUCUGUGAGCAGGUGACUUUGUCUUUUUAUUAUGUGACUAAUAAAAGUUUACCUUAUAGGAGCAACAAGGCAGAGAACGUGGAUGGAGAAGGGAAUAGGUCACAUCUAAUUCAAUGUAAUAAUGUCAGGCUGAAACUGGUAACAUGAAGUGAUGGGUAUAUUUUAUGCCAGCAGGUGCAGUGUUACUACUUUCCCAAAUGGGCUCUAGAAGUUGUAGACUAGAUUAGUUAAUCUUUUGUUGAUCAAGAACCAGAGGAGAUUACUUGAGAGCAAAUCUAUUCAUUUCUUUGACUUAGCAACUUGUAAAUGUUCAGUUUAAACAUUGACUAUGUUAUUGUAACCUAAUGAUUGCGACCAGUCUUUAAAUGCCAAGACUGUUAGAAUUCAGGAAGCAUAAAACAAUUUUUGUGUGGUUAAGAAUCAUGUUAUCUGCUAUUACCAUGUUUUUAUCAAUAUAUUUUCAAGAAAUCAGAUUUAUGAUUUCUGACCUGUUUCAGAGAUGUUGAGGCUUCAGUAUUCAUAUUUAGAACUUCCUCCUCAAGGAAACUCAAUGUGGUAAACUGCCUUCCAAAUUUAUGAUAGCAAAUAAGCUUUAUAGUCAGUUCAGCCACCGUUCAUAAUUGCUUGGAUCAUCUAAUCAUAAAAUAAUUCUUAUAAAUAAAGUAGAAGUAAUCUAAAGCUAUCCCAUACUUCUAUAAUUGUAAAAUAAUCCAACCCACUCUUGUACUGUACGGCAGUCAUUAAAUUUGGUGCCUUGUUAUACUACUGGAAACUGAAGCAAGGCUGCCUCCCUUUGAAUAGCAGAUCUUGUCAACAUCCAGUUCAAGAAUCCGAAUAAAACUCCAGGUUCAUUUCGUUUCUGAAAAGCUUACUGUUUAUUGAAUACACAGCUUGGUUAUGUCGAAGAAAAACUAGCUCUGAAGUUCCCAGGCACCAAUUCAUUGACUUAAACAAUAAUUCUCCUAGCCAAACCCCCAACAUCUUAUGUAAUACAUAUCAACAAGUUCAGUUUGUUAUGGAAACCGUCUGUUUCAAAUCCACACCUGUUAUGGUGUCCUUGACAAGGCUUCAGCCUCUCAGUCUCCAAAUGAACUGAAGAGGUUUCGUUUCUCCAUUUAAACCACUUGAAAGUAACAUACUCUCCCCCCCCUCCUUAAUCUGAAGGCAAGAUGAAACGCAGAGGCACCUUGCUGCCAAAGUUUCAUUCUUGACAGAUCUAUUUUUCCCAGAUCAGAAUCAAUAAGUUUGUGCACAAGGAACUUCCUGCGAAAUAAUCAGAAUUGUGUUUGGGUUGGUUGGUGUUCUAGAUGUAUCCCUCCUUUAGCCUUGGAUUGCUGCAAAUUGUUUCAUGAACUAAUGCCUCACAUGAUUAUCAAAAUCUAAAUACUGGAAUCUUUUACUAUUAAAAUUAGGCCUUUAUCAAAGUUGGUGCAUACCCAUAAUUUUAACAAACUAAUGCCAGUUGCUCAGGUUUUUGAAGGCACAAAAAUAUCCCAUAUCUGCCAUUGCCAGGAAAUUGUCAUAUGCUUGCAACUACACCAUUCAAUCAGGAUUUUGCACAUUCUUUGUAUUGAGUAUAUAGUAGUUGAUGAUUUAGGCACCGAAGAGGAAUAUUAGAGCCAAUCCGAUUUCAUGGCUCAGGAUUUUUCUGAAAAACAGUACAUUUGUGCAGUUAAUGUUCUGAAAGAUAUGUUUCUUGAAAUAGCCCUGUAUGUAUUAUGCUCUUAACAGAACAUUUUGCUAUAUGAAAAGCCAGAAAAGAAAAAAAUAAAAUGGAGGCGAACUUGUUUUCUGCUUUUGAA
Molecule: messenger RNA, 4332 nt
Organism: Crotalus tigris (Tiger rattlesnake)
Lineage: Eukaryota; Metazoa; Chordata; Lepidosauria; Squamata; Viperidae
Gene: CDC23
Product: cell division cycle 23
Exons: 16
Coding region: 385-2157 (590 amino acids)
Biological process (GO): cell division
Cellular component (GO): anaphase-promoting complex
Molecular function (GO): protein binding
Source: RefSeq, a predicted model, not a curated record